Molecule: messenger RNA, 1410 nt
Organism: Miscanthus lutarioriparius
Lineage: Eukaryota; Viridiplantae; Streptophyta; Magnoliopsida; Poales; Poaceae
Source: the annotation of a GenBank genome assembly
AUGGGAUCACUCAAGAUGACUGAAAAAGCUCCCGGUGCUGCGCUGCCAGAGUCUUCAUGUGCCUACUUGCUUCAAGAACUCAAGAUGAUAUGGGAUGAAGUUGGGCAAGACCAAAAUGAAAGGGAAAGAAUACUGGAAGAGCUUGAGCAGGAAUGCCAAGAAGUUUACAGAAGAAAAGUAAAUAGUGCCAAUAUGUCUCGGAUUCACCUGCAUCAAGCUUUGGCUGAAUCUGAGGCUGAAUUUACCAACCUGUUGCUAUCCCUUGGAGAAAGAUCAUUCCCAGGACGACCUGAAAAAAUGGCAGGCACUCUAAAGGAGCAGCUGAAUUCCAUUACACCCGCUCUACAAGAAAUGCAGAUGAGGAAGGAAGUCAGAGUGAAGCAGUUCAUGGAGGUUCAAACUGAAAUACACAGAAUUGCUUCUGAAAUUGCAGGACGCUUAGGGAAUGAAGUUGUCACUGUGAACGAAGAAGAUCUGUCACUAAAGAAACUCGAGGAGUUCCAAAGCGAAUUGCAAAGACUGAAAAGAGAAAAGAGUGAUCGCCUCUGCAAAGUGGAAGAAUACAAAGUUCUAAUUCACAAUUUUGCAAAAGUAAUGGGAAUGGAUCCUUCAAAGAUACUUGCUAAUGUUCACCCAAGGUUGCUAGAUGGACCAAAUGAGCAACAGACGAAGAAUAUCAGUGAUGACAUCCUCAACAAGCUCAAUAUGACUGUUCAGCAGCUAAAAGAAGAGAAGAGCAAUAGAAGGGAAAAGCUCCAAAACCUUGUAAAAGCAUUAACAAACUUAUGGAAUACUCUGGAUACUACUAUGGAGGAGCGUCAACCAUAUGGGCAAAUUAAGGUACUAGCAAUGACUUCAGUAAAUGGUAUGUUAGGUCCUGGAAGCCUCACACUUGAGACAAUUCAACAGGUUGAAUCUGAAGUUCAGCGUCUGAAUCAGUUGAAGGCAAGCAAAAUGAAAGAGCUAUUCCUAAAAAAGAGAGCAGAAGUCGACGAAAUUUGCAAGAAAUCACACAUGGACAUGCCUCAUCAAACAGAAAUGGACAAAAUAAUGAAUCUGAUAAUGUCAGGAGAUGUGGUCCAUGAUGAUCUAUUAAAUACAAUGGAUGAAUAUAUAUACAAAGCAAAAGAGGAGGCCACAAGCCGGAAAGACAUAAUGGAUAAGGUUGAAAAAUGGAUGGUUUCAUGUGAUGAAGAGCGAUGGCUAGAAGAAUACAGCAGGGAUGAACGAAGGUACUCAAUAAGCAAAGGAGCGCACAAGCACUUGAAAAGGGCAGAGCGUGCUCGAAUUAUAGUUAACAAAAUUCCAGGCUUGGUAGAACAGUUAAUGGCCAAGACACAAUUCUGGGAACAGGAGAGGAACAAGAUCUUCUACUAUGAUGAGGUGCGACCUCAUGAACUGCAAACAUAA